GAUUACAUCGAUGUUGCCAUCUGAUCGAUUUUAUGGCAUGCCAGAAAGAGGUGCUCCCUUUGCAAGAAGUAUGGAGCACAUCAAAAUGCCACUGUUUGCCCAUGAUAAUUUCCCAUCACCAAUUGGACAAAACAUCAACCUUUACAGUUCACAGCCAUUCUACAUGGUGGUUGAAAACAAUGGAGAUGCCCAUGGUGUUAUGAUCUACAAUAGUAAUGCAAUGGAGGUUUAUUUGGCACCAGAACCAUCAGUUACUAUGCGGGCCAUGGGUGGCAUAUUUGACAUGUAUUUUUUCUUAGGGCCUACUCCAUUGUCAGUCACUAAACAACUUACUGAUGUCAUAGGCAAACCAUUUUUACCCCCAUAUUGGAGUAUUGGAUUUCAUCUGUGUCGAUAUGGCUACAAAAGCACUGAAGACACAAGAGCAACCUUCAGCCGAAACUGGGAAAAGGGGUUACCAAUGGAUGUCCAGUGGCAAGAUAUCGAUUACAUGGAUCAAAAGCUAAUCUUCACAAUAGACAGUGAAAAGUUCGAUGGGUUGAAGGAGUUUGUGGAGAGUGUGCAAGAAAAAGGCGUGAAAUAUGUUAUAAUUGUGGACCCUGCUGUAGGUUACAAGAAGGGCUUUGAUGUUUAUGAGAGAGGCCAUUUUGAAGAUGUCUAUAUCAAAAACAUAACUGGUGAAGACAUCAUAGGAAAGGUUUGGCCAGGAGAAACAGUGUUCCCUGAUUUUACGAACAUAAAGACUCAUGCUUGGUGGAAAAUGGAAAUGAUAGGGUUUCAUGAUGAUUUGCCUUAUGAUGGCAUUUGGCUGGACAUGAAUGAGCCAGCGAACUUUGACUCUGAUGGGACUCAUGGCUCCAUAUAUGGCUGUGAAAAUAACACAAUUAACAAUCCUCCAUACAAACCGAAUACAGCAGGGGAUAAAAUGUAUUACAAGACAUUGUGUCUUGAUGCAAAACAAGCCUGGGGAAUUCAGCGUGAUCUUCAUAACAUCUAUGGACUGACUGAAACCAAGGCAACAUAUGAUGCAUUAAAGGCCAAGAAUGACAGUCAAAAGCCAUUUAUAAUAAGCAGAUCCACUUUUCUAGGAUCUGGUAAAUAUGGAGGACAUUGGCUUGGUGACAAUGAAAGUAACUGGAAGCACCUUAGACAGUCUAUCAUUGGGAUAUUGGACUUCAACUUAAUAGGCAUACCCAUGACUGGGGCAGAUAUAGGUGGAUUCUUUGGGAAUGCAUCAGAUGAACUGGCAAUAAGGUGGCAUCAGUUGGGAGCAUGGUAUCCUUUUUGUAGGAACCACAACUUCGAAGGGAGCAAAGACCAGGAUCGCAUAUAUAAAUCACAAACAUUUGCUAUGAUAAAGAGAGCAAUAGAAAUACGUUAUGAAUUGACACCCUACUGGUACACCCAAUUUUACAUGUCUCAUAAAAGUGGUGAGCCAAUAAUGCGUGCUACCUUCCAAAAUUACCCACAGGACACAAAGCUAUUUUCAAAAGAUUUUGACAACAUCUAUACCCAAUUCAUGAUUGGGGAAAGCAUAUUAGUAUGCCCAGUGACAACAGAGAGUAAAACGGAGACCAGGGUUUAUCUUCCCACGUCAUCUUCAUGGUACAAGCAUAUAAAUGGUACAUACAGUAAGCAGCCAGCUGGGGACCAGCUAGUGAAUGUCCCAUAUAGUGAGCUUCCUUAUUUUAUCAAGGGAGGAGAAAUACUUUUCAUGCAGAUGGAGGGACAGACAACAACUUUAAGGCGAGCAAAUCCUUAUAAAAUAGUAGUUUGCCCAGAUCAGAAUGAUCAAGCAAUAGGAAUUCUAUACAUUGACAAAGAUUUGGAUAAUCCAGGGGACUAUGCUGUGGCGAAAAUACAUUAUACUAGUAAUGUCAUAUCUUUCUCUGCAGUAAUAUACAACAAUUUUACUCUGGAGAAUGAGUCUGGCAAAUAUGGUGAUAUACUGAUAAUAGGAGUAAGGGAACAAAUAACAUCUGUGACCAUAGGGGGAGAAGAUUUAAAAGAUUUUGAGUACAUUAGCGAGUCCAACGAACUUAUGAUUAAAUCUGGAAGUAUUUCAAAAGCUCUCACAGACUCCUUUGUCAUUGAGAUGAAGCGGAAUCAUUUUUGA
Messenger RNA from Bolinopsis microptera, 2116 nucleotides. RefSeq names its product sucrase-isomaltase, intestinal-like. NCBI's taxonomy places the organism in Eukaryota, Metazoa, Ctenophora, Tentaculata, Lobata, Bolinopsidae. The record is from RefSeq and is a predicted model, not a curated record. Gene Ontology annotation, biological process: carbohydrate metabolic process. Gene Ontology annotation, molecular function: alpha-1,4-glucosidase activity; carbohydrate binding.